Messenger RNA from Ogataea philodendri, 1866 nucleotides. RefSeq lists its product as uncharacterized. Gene Ontology annotation, biological process: positive regulation of G2/M transition of mitotic cell cycle; establishment of cell polarity. Bases 1 to 1866 code for a protein of 621 amino acids. Lineage: Eukaryota; Fungi; Ascomycota; Pichiomycetes; Pichiales; Pichiaceae. Gene Ontology annotation, cellular component: cytoplasm; cell septum. The record is from RefSeq and is a predicted model, not a curated record. The transcript has a single exon.
AUGGAAACUCGUAACGUAUCAAAAGGAUCAAAAGGAUCUAGGAAAUCCACGCAAGAGGAGUUAUUAGCUGCAUCUCAUGCCGUGGAACAAGAACUCAACGCAGUGAAGGCGUUGAAGCGGCUAUCGAUAGGAAACAGCUUGAACUACGAUCCAGACCUUCCCUUCAAUGAAGCGGAAAAGCAGGAUUUUGAUAUCAUUGACAUACACAACGACAAAGAAAAUGAGACACCUUCGGCCGACGAUGAUCUGGACCAAGAGAACGUGAUUUUGGACUCCAACAAGUUCAUGUGGGUGCCUGCGACCGCGCACCCUCAGCUAGCCCCUGAUAAGUUCAGAAAACACGUUCAGGCAACCGUGGACGAAAUUACUUCAAAGCUCCAGCGCUCCUCUUCCUCGCGUUCAUCAUUGUCGUACGAAUCCCGUGACCCUGGCUCCAACUCUGAGUGGUCAACGGAACCACAGAUAUCCGAGCAUGGGCUUGGUAGGAAACCGUCUAUUAAACAGCUCACCGCAGAGCUGGCUUCGUUGUCCCAAAUGGCCGGUCUGGACGACACCGACGCGGUUACUUUGGCCCGGACAUUGUCAUCAUCAUCGCGGCGAAUAAAGGAGAAUCUGGACUUUGAGUCGUCAUUAACCCGUGCGUCGUCCACCUCCAGCGCAGAAUCCGAUCUGAGCACGCCCGGUACACAAUUAAAGAGAUCAAAAUGGACAAGAUAUAGAAAAGGGUCCAAAUCGUCACGGUCCUCUCCGAACACAUCUCCGAAUCUUACGAGAUCUGAACCGUCACCAUUUUCCGCCACUAAAACAGAAACAACACCAUUUUCCGCAAAUUACAGGCCAGAGAGUCUUCCUCCCGCGGCUGGGAAGGUACCUAAGAGCUCGCUCCCCCCUGUUCCUGUGGAAAAGAAUUCUCCUUUACCGCCUCUACCUACAGAAAAAAGCCCACCAGCACCUGCAUCGCCUGUGAAAUCGCCCCCUUCGACCCCAGACAAUCACGAGGAGCGCAAGUCAGGCCGCAAGUCAAGCUGGACUUGGCUAGGUGGCAAGGACAAAGAACGGGAUAAAUAUGAGUCCAAAACGGAGAAAGAACGUUCACCACCAAACCAUACUCGGAAUAGACACGGAACUGCCGUCGAUGUCAGUCCGGUGGAAAGCCCACAGUCUAUUCUACCCUCUCCGCCUCAUGAACCUGAAAAGGAAAAAGAGAAAGAGAAGAAGAGUCUGAGUGGAUUCUUCAAACUUAAAAAGGACAAAAUCAAACCAUUAGAGAAAUCAACAAUCACAGAACUUUCUUCGGACUCUGACAAUGAAAGCAUUACUGACAAACGACUAGUUAAUUACAGGAAGAAGAAAGAAGGGGUCCAAACCGAGUCGGAACUUCCUGUCCAACAACCUCGACCUUCAUUAGAAAGAAAUGAAGCCUCGCCUGAAGAUUCGCCUAUUAACGCUGUUUCCGAGACGAUCAAGCAAACUCUCAUGUCCCAGAAACGGAAUCAGAAACCGAACCAGCCUCUGAAGAUGACAGACUCUGCUUUUGGGUUCCCUCUUCCUCCAAUUUCUCCAUCCACCCUCGUGAUGUUGAAUCACAGAUACCCUAUACAUGUGGAGCGAGCAGUUUACCGUUUGAGUCACCUAAAGCUGUCCGAUCCUAAACGUCCGCUGUACCAACAGGUUCUUUUGAGUAACUUCAUGUAUGCUUACUUGAACCUGGUGAAUCACACGUUGUUCUUACAGCAGCAACAGGAAGAGAUUCUCACUCAGCAACAGCAGGUCGACGAAGAUCAAUUUGGCGAGUCUGUCGAUGAAUAUGCAUUCAAUGACGUUUACGGAAGCGGGUAUAACGAAGAGCUGGUUUAUGAACAUUAA